AUGGCGAACGUUAAUUUGCAGAUGCCGCUCCUUGCCGCCACCACAAUUCUGACCAUUGCCAGUGGAGCCAGCCCCGCGGAGGCUGUGGCCAAGAACCAGCCGUCAUACCACAACAUGGGGUCCCUGUUCGACAAUCGCUGGCGGCCAAUGGAUCAAUCGAUUCAGCAUCACCACGCCAAUCAUCGCUACGGUUCCCCGAGAAUUCCAGGCGGCGAUGCGGGCGAACGGCGAGCCUUCAGCGGCGGCCAUUCCUCUUCGGUGCUCAAUGGGCUCACAAAUCUCUCGGGCCUGGGACACAUCUCCAAUGGUUACGGCUCGGUGGCGCCCAGCCAUACGGAGGCACUGGCCCUCGGCUCCAGCAAGCAGGAGAUACCGAUUUACGAGGAGCACAAUGAAGAUGCCGCCGUUGCCGCUGUGGCAGCAGCAGCUGGAGCUCAUGGUGAUUUCGGUGGGGGAAGUGGACCAGAGAACAAUCAACAGCAUAACCCGAUUUACCAUUAUCCCGGUGCCGCACAUAAUGGCGGAUUUGUGCCAGCCUACGGGGCAUCUGGUGGAUCUGGUGCUGCUGAGCAGGGCUACGACUCCUGGCAAUCGUCGUUGAAUGCGGAACAAGCGGAACAGCAGGCGGCCCAUCCGUAUGCGUACGAUAAAAUUUCAAUGGGAAACUUCCUGCCUCACUACGAAUCGGGUUCCGGGUACGAUGACCAUCAGGAGCAGCUCUUCCAGCAGCAGCAGCAGCUCUACGAGCAGCACCAGCAGCAAUUCCAGAAGAAUCAGGAGCAGCUGGAGCAUCUGCAGCAGCAGCAGCAGCAACAGGAGCAGCAGCACGCCCAUUCCCCGUACUUCGGGCAACAUGACCCUUCUGCCUCUGGAUCCGGUUCGUCAUCGGCCGCAUCUGCUACUGCCUCAAGCGGAUCCAGCGGCGAUGACUACGAGGAGCAUUCCGAAGCUGGCCAGGAGCAGGGCUCCAACUACUUGUCGGAGGCAAGUGGUCACGGCCAAGGAGGUCACACCCACCACUCCCACCACGUGGACAUCAUCAACUACGUGCCGGUGAAGCACGUGAAGAAGCAGCAUGUCCCGGUGGAGAAGGAGGUGAAGAUACCCAUCUCCCAUGCGGUGAUCAUUCCCGUUCGCAAGCCAGUUCCCAUCCACAUACCGAUCACCAAGAACGUCCAGGUGGCCGUGGAGAAGGAGCUGAAGGUGCCGGUGGAGCGAUUGGUCCCCGUGCCGGUGGAGAAACACAUCCCUGUUCCCGUGGAGAAGCAUGUGCCCUACCACGUGGUGAAGUAUGUGCCCAUCAAGGUGCCGAAACCCUUUCCUGUCAAGGUGCCCGUCUUCAAGACGGUUCUCCACAAGGUCAAGAGCUGGUGGUAGGAGUAAGUUAGAAGUCGCAACCACAUUUACAUAAUAUAUCAUCCCUACCUGCUGCA
Drosophila ficusphila is the source of this 1433-nucleotide messenger RNA. Its product is annotated as transcription factor mef2A. The transcript is spliced from 2 exons. The record is from RefSeq and is a predicted model, not a curated record. Bases 1 to 1377 code for a protein of 458 amino acids. NCBI's taxonomy places the organism in Eukaryota, Metazoa, Arthropoda, Insecta, Diptera, Drosophilidae.